AUGCAAGAUUGGAAGAUUGCGGAGCUCCAAGAUUUGUUGACACUGCUAUAUGGGCAAGACACGCCCCAGCCAUCUUGUGAUUCUUGGAGAUGGGGUUUGCGUGGCGAUGGUUUGUUUACCGUGAAGUCCUUUUACCAGAGUAUGUUGGUGAGAGAGGAGGCCACUUUUCCAUACUCCUCGACCUGGAUUCCUAAGGCGCCCACGAAGGUGUGCUUUUUUGCAUGGCUAGCGGCAAGGGGAAUGCUUUUGACUGCUGAAAAUCUGCGAAAGAGAAGAAUUACACUUGUUAGUUGGUGCUACAUGUGUAAAAGCUCAAGGAAAGAAGUUGAUCAUCUUUUGUUGCAUUGCCCUGUGUUCUCGGCUUUGUGGAGGGCAAUCCUGAAUCUUGGUGUUCAAUGGGUGAUGCCAAGCACUGUAAAGAAAAUGUUAUAUAGCUGGGCUGGUUUCCGUAGAAGAAGAAAGCAAAAGGGGUGGAAGUUCGCCCCGUUUGCUCUCAUGUGGAUAGUUUGGGGGGAGAGAAAUAGGAGGGCUUUUGAGGGGAUUGAGUCUCCUUUUUCACAUCUUAAGAAUAGUCUUUUAUCUUUGAUCGCUUUUUGGUGCACUCAUAUAGCUCCUACUUGUAUAGAAAAUUGGGCGUCUUUUGUAGAGAAUCAUGUUCUGAUGUAA
Messenger RNA from Nicotiana attenuata, 666 nucleotides. RefSeq lists its product as uncharacterized. The record is from RefSeq and is a predicted model, not a curated record. NCBI's taxonomy places the organism in Eukaryota, Viridiplantae, Streptophyta, Magnoliopsida, Solanales, Solanaceae. The coding region runs from base 1 to 666 and encodes 221 amino acids. The transcript has a single exon.